Molecule: messenger RNA, 1735 nt
Organism: Glossina fuscipes
Lineage: Eukaryota; Metazoa; Arthropoda; Insecta; Diptera; Glossinidae
Gene: EndoGI
Exons: 1
Coding region: 114-1133 (339 amino acids)
Source: RefSeq, a predicted model, not a curated record
GUUCUCAGAAUUGUGAAAUUACUCAUAACAUUGAAAAAGGCAUUCAUUUCAUUUAAAGAAGUGUUUCACAAAAGUUUGUUUUUACUACUGUUUUAAAAAAUCGUGGAUUAAAAAUGAGUGUUCCGACUUUAGAAGACUUCCUAAAUUUUGAAGCCAAAAUAAGCCUCGACAAGCCAGUAGAAGAUUAUGUACGGCUGAUGGAUGAUAGGAUGAAAACAGACGCUUUGAUUACCGACGAAGGUUUAAAAAAUUGCUUUGAAAAAAUUAGUUCGGCUGCAAGGGAAACUGUUUGGAAAUUAUUCUUUGAAGGCCCUUGCACAAUUGAGAAGCAAGUGUUGGCUUCUGAUCUGCUACGUGAGCACAAAGCGGAUGCCGGCUUCUUUAAUCCGUGGCCUUACAAUGAAUGGAUUGUUAAGAUACGCGAUGAAUUAUUAAAACGGCAAAUGAUUUUGGUUUGGCGUGACGAAAUUGUUAGAAAAGAACUUGGACCCUGUUGCUCCCGAGAUUCAGAUCUGUUUGAAGACGAUAAUGAAGAGGCUGCGAAGUUUUAUGAGUUUGCUGGUUGUCAAGCUCGCUGGAAAGAAGUAGACGAAAUGUCGACCAUACCUGAUGAUGCGCCGAGUCUGUCGCCAAUAUUAUCGGAAACAGCUCUCUCGCCAGCUGAAACUGGUGCUUCUGUCAUUGAAACAAAUCCCGCUAACGUCGACUUUCUUGCUGAUCAAUUUAAAACUUUAUCCUGCGAAAGUCCAUUAGAAGAUUAUAAGCAUAAUAUGUUUGUCCAAACUAAUAUCAAUGCCAAUGAUACUGAAGGAUUCAAAAAGAUAUUGGCCGAAGCUAGAGAGAAGAUUUGGCAUUUCUUAUUUGAUCAAUCAAGUCUACCACCAGAAAACUUUGAGAAGGCUGCCAAACUUCUACAAAUGGUUAAAUCGGAUUCUUGCACAUUUAGCCCCUAUGAUUACAACGAUUGGAUCGUUAAGGUUCGAGAUGAAUUAUUUAAGCGUGGUUACCUUAAAUUUUGGGAAAGAGUUAUUGUUGCAAACAAACUGGGCUUAUGCUGGUAUAAGGAUAGCGAAUAUUUUGAUGAUCGCGAUGACAAAGCACCAUUGCAAUUCUACGAGUUCGGUGAGCAUUGAUUGAAUUGAUUCUAAGGGUAAAAAUUACGAUAUUUUUCCGAAGAAGCACAAAAAAUGAAAAAUGCAUUAAAAUAGUUAAGAAAUUAAAUAUGUUUAUAACUCGAAUUAUGAAAUAAGUUAACUGAAUCGAUUAUCUUUGUGCUUUAUGAUGAUAUUAAACUCUUAUUUUAAUCAUAAAAUGAUUAGAUGCGAACACCAUAAAUGUGAAUGAAUGAAUUUACAGAGUUGAAUCGAAUUUUAAACACAUAUACACGUAUUAAAUACGCACGCAUGUUAAAUAACACAAAUUUAUUUAUGAUAUUACAACAGCGAAUAACGUUUUUAUUGGCCCAAAAUUUAAAAAAUGGUGAUCAUACUUCGAAGUAGUGAUCCAAAGAGGGGAAUCUUCACUUUGAUCAUUGUAAUUUGAAAUUUUGUUUUUUGAAAAUGAAAUUAGUUAAAUCUCUAUCAAUAUUUCAAAACAUUAACCCUUUUUUUGUUUGGCACUUUUAGAAAGAAAGCAUGUUUGUAAUAAGUUGGUCCAUGCUACAUAAUGCAUAAGCACGAAAUCAUAAGCAAUACAACGGACGAUAAGGAGAUAAUAAAUAAAAUUAAUAAAUUUA